Brassica rapa (field mustard) is the source of this 2987-nucleotide messenger RNA. Its product is annotated as B3 domain-containing transcription repressor VAL1. NCBI's taxonomy places the organism in Eukaryota, Viridiplantae, Streptophyta, Magnoliopsida, Brassicales, Brassicaceae. Gene Ontology annotation, molecular function: DNA binding; zinc ion binding. The record is from RefSeq and is a predicted model, not a curated record.
CUUCUCUCUCUAUCUGACCCAUAAUUUUAAUUUUACAUCGAAAAAAUAAACGAAAAAACAAAACAAAAACACAAACCUCGUCGCCGUUACAGUCCCCUCUUCUCUCUCAAUUCGCCGUCUUCUUCUUCUUCUACUCCCCACCGUGAGUUUCACUCAACCUCCUCUAAUCUCUAACGCUGACUUAGAUUGACCCACGUCGAUAUGCAUGUUCAUGACUAGUCCCUCCUCCAAUUCACGUCGAUUCCACCUCCGAUUCGUCUCUCCGGCGCCGUUAGGGAUUUAAGACUUUCCCGAUUUCAAUUGGUGGGAAAGGUUGUGACUUUUGAGGAUGUUUGAAGUCAAAACGGGGUCAAAGGUGUGCAUGAACGCAUCUUGUGGCUCGACCUCUACUGUUGAAUGGAAGAAAGGCUGGCCUCUUCGAUCUGGUUCUCUCGCUGAUCUCUGCUUUCGUUGCGGAUCGGCUUACGAGACUUCUCUGUUCUGUGAAACAUUCCAUUUGGAGCAAUCUGGUUGGAGGGAUUGCUAUUUAUGCAACAAGAGACUUCAUUGUGGAUGCAUUGCCUCUAAGCUCAUGGUCGAGUUUAUGGACUAUGGUGGUGUUGGUUGUACUUCCUGUACUAACUGCCAUCAACUCAAUCUGAAUAAGAGAGGUGAGAAUCCAGUUGUGUUUAGCAGAUUGGCAAUGAACAGCCCACAUACAAAUGGAGAAAGUGGAAUUAGUAUAAGAAGCGAAGCUGAUCUCUUUUCUCAGCCACUAGUCAAUGGAGAUGAUAAAAGAGAAGAGUUCAUGGCUCACCGUGGGUUUGCUAAUUUUAUGAAACCAGAUAAUAAUACUAAUAAUAAUAAUGCUGGGGAAAUGCAUGAACCGUCACAGCCAUCUUUGAAUGUGGCUUUGGCAACACUUCCUUAUAGCCCAUCUUUUGCAAACCCUGUGGGCGGGAAUAAACUAAUGGCUGCUGCUUCUCAAUCUCACUCCCACAUUGGCCAAUGCUCUGCUUCUAGUAUACUUCAAAAGCCUUCAAAAUCUGUCCCUGGAACUCCUCCUGGGACUAGCAAAUCUGCUCAGGCCCGGAUUGGUAGGCCUCCUGUGGAAGGGCGUGGGAAAGGCCAUUUACUUCCUCGGUAUUGGCCAAAGUAUACUGAUAAAGAGCUUCAGCAGAUCUCUGGAAAUUUGAAUUUGAACAUUGUACCUCUUUUUGAGAAAACUCUUAGUGCAAGUGAUGCCGGUCGCAUUGGUCGUCUAGUUCUUCCAAAAGCCUGUGCAGAGGCUUAUUUUCCUCCCAUUAGUCAAUCUGAAGGCAUUCCUCUGAAGAUUCAAGAUGUGAGGGGUAAAGAGUGGACGUUCCAGUUCAGAUUCUGGCCCAAUAACAACAGUAGAAUGUAUGUCUUAGAAGGUGUCACUCCCUGCAUACAGUCCAUGAUGCUACAAGCUGGUGAUACAGUAACUUUCAGCCGGGUUGAUCCUGGUGGCAAACUAAUCAUGGGUGCCAGGAAGGCAGCUUAUACUGUAGACAUGCAGGGGUGUGGGCUCACGAACGGUACUUCAAACGAGGACACAUCAUCCUCUGGUGUUACAGAGAACCCGACCUCCAUUAACGCUUCCUCACAAAUUCCGGAAGAACUGAAAGGUGUGCCUGAGCAUUUGAGCUCACCUUAUGGUGUUGGUAGCAGCUUGAAGAAGAGUGAGAUGAAUGGAGGCAGGAUUUGCGAUGAUCCUUCACGUGUUAAAGACAAGAAGAGGACUCGAACCAUUGGGGCUAAAAAUAAGAGACUGCUUUUGCGUAGUGAAGAGCUGAGAGUCACUUGGGAAGAAUCUCAGGAGUUACUCCGUCCUUCUCCUAAUGCAAAGCCCACCGUUGUCGUCGUCGAGGAUCAUGAGUUUGAAGAGUUUGACGAACCUCCCGUCUUUGGAAAGAGGACGAUACUUACUUCAAAACCAUCAGGUGAACAAGAACGAUGGGCAUCGUGUGACGACUGCACUAAAUGGAGAAGGUUACCUAUAGACGCUCUUCUCCCCGCAAAGUGGACAUGUUCAGACAAUGUUUGGGACGUGAGCAGGUGUUCGUGUUCUGCACCUGAGGAGAGUCUUAAAGAUCUUGAGAAUGUUCUUAGAGCCGGAAAAGAGUACAAGAAGAGAAGAAUCCAGGCGGCAAAAACUGAGGAAGAACCGUCUGGUCUGGAUGCACUAGCGAGCGCGGCGAGUGCGGCAGUCUUAGGAGACGCUUUAGGAGGCGACUCAGAGGUUGCAACGACGACGAGACAUCCAAGACACAGGGUUGGAUGCUCUUGCAUAGUGUGCAUUCAGCCGCCGAGUGGGAAAGGUAGGCACAAGCCCACGUGUGGGUGUACGGUGUGCAGCACGGUGAAGAGAAGGUUCAAAACGUUGAUGAUGAGGAGGAAGAAGAAGCAGUUAGAGCGAGAUGAAAUAACAGCAGCAGCAGAAGCAUAUGAGGAGCACAACAACAAGGAAGCGGCGGAACGGGGUGAUACUGAUGAGAAUAACGGAGAGAAGGAAGGGAGGAUUGAUCUGAACAGUGAUCCUUAUAACAGAGAAGACGUUGAAGCUGAGAAAGAGGACACUAAAGGAAGAGAGUGUUCGGGUGUGGCUGAUGAGGUUUUAGGGUUAACGGAGCUAGGAGGAGAGGCUGCAAGCUGUGAAGAGUUAAAAGCUGCUACCUAAUAUGAAGAAAACAAAAAACUAAACUCAUAGCUACCUUAUCUUAAUAUGUUCUGUAAUGAAGGACACCAAGAGGAGAUGAGUACAGUUUUGUGUUUGAUUUUCUCAUAGUUUUAGGCAGAAAUAAGCUUUUGCAUUUUUGUUUUGGUUUUUAUGGUCUUUGUUGAGUUUUGGGGUGGUGGUGGGUUUUAGGCUGUCUCCACUGAUCUAGGUUUUGCAUAAGUUAAAAUGGAGCUUUGGUGUUUGGUGAUGAAACAGUUGAAUUUGUUGUUGUGUUUCAACCUUACAUGGAAAGCAUUAGGUUUAAAUU